CAAGUUAAAUAAAAAUGAAACAGCAACCAUUUAGAACUGAAACCAAAUCAACGAAGAUUUUCAACUUCUUUUCUCUACUUUUUCAUUUGCUUUUGCUCGACGCUUGUCAUCGGCAGAAUCAAUAACCCGUAGAAAGCUUCUUUGCGGAGAUCCUUGUGCUCGGCUGACAAGAAUUGAAUCUGGGAGCUUGAUUGAUGCAGAUUGUGGCUUAACAUGGAAGGCUUGGGUAAUGCAAAUGAGAUAAAUGCUAGAUGUUUAUCAACAAGUUUUCCCCAGAUGUGGAGUCAAUGGCAACUAUUAGAUUCGAUACUUCCUACUGGGGGCUUUGCUCAUUCUUUUGGUCUCGAGGCAGCUAUGCAAGCUCGCCUGGUCACUACCACCGAUGAUCUAAAAACCUACGUGAUCCAUGUGUUGGAGAAUGCAGGAAGCCUGCUUCUACCUUUCAUCUGUGCCACAACAACCUCACCAGAUGCACAGACAUGGCGUAGGCUCGACAGAUUGUUGAAUGUGAUGCUGACAAAUGAGGUAAGCCGGAAGGCGUCCACAGCUCAAGGAUCAGCGUUAAUGAGGGUAGCUGCUUCUGUUUUCUCUGAGAUCCCCUGCCUGAAAACAAUGAGAGGCGAAGCUCUGAGCAGUGGGGAGUUGUACUUCCACCACGCCCCCGUGUUUGGGCUUGUAUGCGGACUUCUUGGAUUUGAUGCCGAGACUACACAGAAAGCGUACAUGUUUGUGACCAUGAGAGACAUCAUAUCUGCUGCGACGAGACUAAAUUUGGUCGGACCAUUGGGCGCUGCUGUGUUGCAACAUCAGGUUGCUCCGGUUGCUGAGAGCUUGUCGACCAAGUGGAUGAAUCGGGGCGUGGAUGAGGCGUGCCAGACGUGCCCGUUGCUUGAUACUGUGCAGGGCUGUCACAGCUACUUGUUUUCCAGACUGUUUUGCUCUUGAACGGUGAAAAUGAAAGUGUGUUGGUGGGUUACAUGACAACUUUUGCAGCCUGUUUGUGGAAUGGUUAUGCAGAUGCUAAUGGAAAUUGUUUGCUCUAAGUUGUAAUAUAAUCUUUUAUUCAAUAAAUAAUAGUAGUAGUAUUGUAUAUUUAA
Molecule: messenger RNA, 1097 nt
Organism: Salvia splendens (bonfire salvia)
Lineage: Eukaryota; Viridiplantae; Streptophyta; Magnoliopsida; Lamiales; Lamiaceae
Product: urease accessory protein F
Exons: 2
Coding region: 214-945 (243 amino acids)
Molecular function (GO): nickel cation binding
Source: RefSeq, a predicted model, not a curated record